Messenger RNA from Xenopus laevis (African clawed frog), 1162 nucleotides. Its product is annotated as E3 ubiquitin/ISG15 ligase TRIM25-like. The record is from RefSeq and is a predicted model, not a curated record. NCBI's taxonomy places the organism in Eukaryota, Metazoa, Chordata, Amphibia, Anura, Pipidae. The transcript has a single exon. Bases 49 to 753 code for a protein of 234 amino acids.
CACAAGGGGGAGACAGAGAGGGAAGAGUUGGUCGGGCAGAUCCCUGACAUGGAGGAGAUGUGUAACAUGUAUGAUACAUUGUGUUCCUUACUGGCACAGGAAUCACAUGGAGCUGCACUGUGUGGGGCUGAGGGGGCACAUAAUGAGGGGGGCACAGAUGGGAUAAUGGCCCCUGGAUUGGCUCAUACUGUGCUGGGUAUAAGGACACUGAUCUAUGGGCAGGAGGCUACAGACCUGUUACUGGAUAUAAACACGGCUCAUAAUCAUGUAUCUGUAUCAGGGGACAGGAAAUCUGCUUCCUACUCACUAACACAACUACAUUACCCACAAUCCCCAGAGAGAUUUCAGGUUUAUACUCAGACUUUAAGCAGCAGGAGUUUCCCCUCAGGGCGACAUUACUGGGAAGUGGAGGGAAGUGAAUCAGGGGACUGGGGGGUAGGGGUGGCCUAUCCCAGUAUAGAGAGGAGAGGGGGACAGUCCUGUAUUGGGCAUAAUAACAAGUCCUGGUGUUUGUGGAGAUGGAAUAAUAAUAAAUAUACAGUGAGACAUGACAGUAAAGAAACAAAGUUACCCCACAUCCCUUCCUGCAGGAGAAUCAGGAUCUCAUUGGACUAUGAGGCCGGACGUCUGUCCUUUUAUGAGCUGAGUGAGCCAAUCAGACACUUACACACCUUCACUGCCACAUUCACUGAGCCCCUCCAUGCUGCAUUCUGGGUAUUGGAGUCUGGUGUCUGUGUGAGAAUCAUUAGUUAGGGCACAGGCCACUGUAGAUUUAGAAGUAAAAUCACAUUCCUCUCGGGCUCAUUUAGUGACCACGUCCCUAUAUCACGGCCCUUUUUAUAAAAUUUGUCAGGAAAGUCUGAACACAUUUAUGGAGUUUUAGGGCCAUGUUUUAUGUGUUAUUACAGAUUUGCUAAUGAAGAGACCUCUCCCAAGAGACCUGCUGAUCUUAUUAGUUACAAUUGUAUCUCAGUGCAGGUGCUGAGUAUUCUGGGAUCUGACAAAAGUCUCCUUAUCUCAUUCAGUUUGUGAAACUUUGUUACUUUUCCUGCUCAUUCAGUGUCAGGGAUCAAAGAGAAAUGUGAGAUGUGAAUAAGAAUUUGGGACUAUGGGCUGAGCUGUCACAACCAGAACUGUCCUGUGAAUGUACAAUAUACAAUAU